This is a messenger RNA of Cylicocyclus nassatus, 1250 nucleotides long. NCBI's taxonomy places the organism in Eukaryota, Metazoa, Nematoda, Chromadorea, Rhabditida, Strongylidae. The record is from the annotation of a GenBank genome assembly.
AAGAGAGUGAAUCAUUUUCAUUCUCGGUCACUAUUGUUGGCCUAUGUUUCACUGAUGCUCGCAACAAAAAAUCUGAAAGCAAGGUGGAGAAGCUUUGCCUCUAAGGACUCUUCGAAGAAUGUAGAAGCCAGACUGAAAUCGGACUCACGAAAGAACAAGCUUUCCGCGAAACAGAAAGGGAAGUUGAAAGAAAGAUCACAGUCGAAACAGUCGCAGAUGCAGAGUCAAGGCCAGUCUAAGGGAAAUGAAGUGGUAGAAAAAUGGGUGAUGCGAGCCUUGGAUAUGGGAGUGGAUGCGCUACGAGCUGAAUACAGAUCUCUAGCCAGAUACACAUUGCCGUCGGUGACGUACCAAGCUUUCGUAACAAAUCAUCCUGCUGGUAGAAAUAGGUACCAAGACGUUCCUUGUCAAGAUCAACACCGCGUUGUAAUAAACUGGCCAGGAGCUCCUUCUGAUUAUAUCCACGCAAAUUAUGUUGGAACUCCAAAAUCAGAAAAGAGAUUUAUCUGCACACAAGGUCCUCUUGACAAUACGAUACCAGAAUUUUGGAUGAUGGUUUUACAAGAGGAGUCAGAAACGAUAGUCAUGCUUUGCAAUUGUAUCGAAACUGGGAAAUACAAAUGCGCUGAAUACUGGCCCAAGCAAGUUGGGACUAGCAAGACUUAUGCUGGAAUUGAAAUUACCAACAUGCAAAUACGGCCAAUGAGUCCUGAUGAACCGUCAGUAAUUGUUUCCGUGCUCUUUGUCAAAUUUUUCAAGCCAGGCGGUACCCAGGAAACACGGGAAGUUAGACAUUAUCAGUGGCAGGACUGGCCAGAUAGAGGAGUGCCUCCUUGCAGACUGACCACUAUGGAGCUUCUAUCGCGCAUCCGAGGUACAACAAAACCAAUCAUUGUGCACUGUUCAGCUGGGAUAGGUCGCACAGGAACGAUCGUUGCUGUCGAGUAUAUUUUGGAGCGAAUGCAAGCUGGAAAAGAAUGUGCAGCAAUGAACGAUUUGCUGAGAGAAUUGCGUGAUCAGAGAGCUUACACUAUCCAAAACGAAUUACAGUAUCUGUUCAUUCAUCGUAUCAUGCUUUGCUACUUUUUGGAGAAGCACAGGCAAAGAUACGAGUCUAUACUGACAGGAGAGACGCAAGCGAAAUAUCAAAAAUUCAUCCAAGAAUAUAAUGCAGUUACAGGAACUAGUUGAAUUCUCGUCUAUCAUAAUGAGAUACGAAAAGCUAUUCUCUGUAAUUUGAAAAUAAAAUU